GUAAGCAUCCGCGCGACCCUGUGCGUGCGAGGUCGGUCCCGUCCUCGACAGCGACAACGGCGACUACAGGCUACGCGGCGUGGCUCAUCAUUGUACAAAGCACCAAAGACCUUGGCCACAACCAUCGGGAUCACGAGCAUCAUCGAGAUGAUAGUCUUUGAAAGGAUUGUCGUCGCCGACGUCCUUACAGACGGCCUUCGGGCAGGGUAGCGCGGGGGCCACACCAGCAGCAGUAUCGUCCGCAUCGACAUCGGCGGCUGUGCCAAUGCCGCCCGAGCUCGAGCAGACUCUGGCGAUGCUCUCCUCGCACCGAUCGGUCCUGGGCUACAUGCUCCUCACGCGUAGCCACCCCAUCACGAUCAUCAGACACUCCGGCGUUGUCUUCGAAGGCGAGCAAGGCCGCAAAUAUGCGAGCGCAGUCGGGCGGAUCGUUGAGAGCGUGCACCGAGGGCUGGAGGAAGUCAGCAGCGACCAGUCAGAGCCGGAUGAUAUGCGGUUUAUGCGAAUCCGUACCAAGCGGCACGAAAUCAUGAUCUCGCCCGAUGAGCGGUACCUUCUCGCAGUCCUCCACGAUCCAGCAUCAUGAGAGCAGCUGUCGUCACUGGUAUGGUGCGAGGGCAUUUCGCUGUGUCGUCGACUUCUAGUGUAU
Messenger RNA from Rhodofomes roseus, 649 nucleotides. RefSeq lists its product as uncharacterized. Gene Ontology annotation, molecular function: dynein intermediate chain binding. Bases 266 to 586 code for a protein of 106 amino acids. The record is from RefSeq and is a predicted model, not a curated record. Lineage: Eukaryota; Fungi; Basidiomycota; Agaricomycetes; Polyporales; Fomitopsidaceae. Gene Ontology annotation, biological process: microtubule-based movement. The transcript is spliced from 4 exons. Gene Ontology annotation, cellular component: cytoplasmic dynein complex; cytoplasm.